UCAAGUAAUAAACUAAUAACAGUAAUAACCGUUUUUUUUUCAUAAUCGAUGCUUUAGUCAACUCGGCAACAACUCUGUCUUUCACCGUAACUCGUAAGGCUUUAAUGUUUAAAUAUAAUCAAUGAGUUAAAAACAUAAAAAAAUGAAGAAGGCAUCUUUUGGAAGACGUUCGUCAGCCACUGGGCGAAAUACUUUUGGUGGUUCCACAUUUGGAAGACAAAAUUCAUUUGAUGGCAAUGAUAUAAGAUUGAGUCGUCGAGAAAGUCGUGGUAUGGAAAAAAAAUCAAUGCUUUUGAAACCUGGAUUUUCAGCAAAAAAAAAAUCUGCCUCAUCAGAAAAUUUAUCCGCACAUGAUCCAAAGCAAUGGUUAUCAACAGUGAAGAAACCAGCCAAUCAACAAAGAAAUACUUUAGUUCGUUCAACUACAUCUAUGAAUAUUACUGGUAUUAAUUUAGUUGCAUCUACACCAUGUGUUACACCUGGACUUAAUCCAAAUUUACCUGGAAUGAAUACUAGUUAUAAGAAUCGAAGGUUAAGCUCUGAAUCACGUUAUAGUAAUUAUGGUGUAGUUAAAAAUAGAAAAGAAGUUCGGCCAUUGACUGAAAAAGACUUUCAACAAGCAGCUAUACAUAAAAUUCAAAACUAUUUUUUGACUGCUCCUAAUGCAAGUCACAUUUUGAACAACGGUAGUAUGAAGCCAAUGACAACUACUAUGUUUACCGAUAUGUGCGAGUAUUUAUUACAUAAACUUGACAGAAAUCAAGUAUUAAAUAAAAGCAAAUAUAUGGAAGAAUUACCUAAAAUUAUGAAGAAGUACUAUUAUAAAGGAAAAGUUGAUAAAUCAUGGCUGAUUACUGUAAAUGCUAGCCAUUCUUUUCCACAAGUAGUUGGUUUACUUCUUUGGUUAGUGGAAUUAUGUGAAACUCAAAAUCGAUUCAACGUUAUGGAUACAUUGUAUCCAACAAUUCUUGAUCCGGAUGAGUCUGAAGAUGAAGAUUAUGAACAAACAGUUGAAUUUAAGAUGUAUUUGCCGUUUUUAUUAAAUUCAUAUCAAGUUGAGAGUAGAGGAUCUGGUAAACCAGCAGAUCAAGAAUUCUUAAAGAAACAAGAAGAGCUCUUACUAGAAAAUUAUAAAAAUACACUCGGUAUUGAUGAGGAAGCUUUGAUCAAAUUGGAGGCAGAACUUAAUAGUCAUAAAGAAGAGUUGGAUUUACUAAAUGACCUUACUGAAGAACAAAAAUUAGAGGAAAUGAAAGCUAUGAAAGUUGCAUUACAAAAAGAUAUUGUGAACUCAAAAAAAUAUAUUAAAGAUUUACAAACUUGUCAUGGAGAAGUGCUAGAAUAUAUUUCAAAGAAAAAAGAUGAACGUGUUUUUCAAGAAAAAGAUAUUGAAAACUUACAAAGGGAAUUGAAUGUGGUCAAAAGUUGUAUUAAUGGUCAACAAAUUACUCAAGAUGAUAAGAAAAUUAUUGAAGAAGAUAUUAUUAGUCUGAAACAAGACAUACAAUAUGAAGCAAAUUGCUUAGAAGAAUACUCAAAUAUAGUCUACUCUGAAGAUUUAAAUGUUGUUGAUGUUAGAUUAAAACUGGACAAAUUAUUCGUUCAAUACAAUAAAAUGUGUGCUGAAAAUAUUGUUGUAUUACCUGAACUUGAAAAUGCAAUAGCGGAUAAAAAUGUACUUGCUUUACAUAUAAGAGAGUCUUUGAAAGAAGUUGAUGAAUUAUUGAAAGGUUUAAAAAACAAAAAUGUUGAAAAACUGAAAGAAGUUGAACACAAAAUUGCUUCUAUAAGAAUAGAACUAGAUUCAGCUGAGCUAGAGUAUAACAAAUUGAAGAAAAUAGCUGAAAAAUUGGACCCUGAACGUGAAGCUGAUAAAAAACGUUUGUUAGUAAUCACUGAUCGUCAGUUUGAGGCUAAACAAGAGCAUGAAAAUAAGUUGUAUGAGAUUCAAGCUGAAAUAAAAAGUAUUAAUCUUGAUAACACUGAGGUUAAAGUUAAAACAGAAGAAAAAAAUAAUUUAUGCCAGCAGAUUAGUGAAAUGGAGGAAGAAAAGAAUUACAUUUAUACAAAGACCUUUAACUCUUUGAAAAAACAUGGAGAACUCAUUGAGGAAACCAAAGAGUUAGUUAAGAAACUUAGUGACCAGCAAUUACAAAGUAUGCAGUCUAUUAAAAGCAAUUAUAUCCAACAAAUAAAUUUAUAAUUUGUAUGCCAUAGAAUAUUUAUGUAUAUUUAUAUAGGUUGA
This is a messenger RNA of Melanaphis sacchari, 2245 nucleotides long. Its product is annotated as kinetochore protein NDC80 homolog. NCBI's taxonomy places the organism in Eukaryota, Metazoa, Arthropoda, Insecta, Hemiptera, Aphididae. The transcript has 15 exons. Gene Ontology annotation, biological process: attachment of mitotic spindle microtubules to kinetochore. The record is from RefSeq and is a predicted model, not a curated record. Gene Ontology annotation, cellular component: Ndc80 complex. The coding region runs from base 143 to 2203 and encodes 686 amino acids.